This is a messenger RNA of Debaryomyces fabryi, 1203 nucleotides long. RefSeq names its product proteasome regulatory particle lid subunit (gene RPN7). Bases 1 to 1203 code for a protein of 400 amino acids. The record is from RefSeq and is a predicted model, not a curated record. NCBI's taxonomy places the organism in Eukaryota, Fungi, Ascomycota, Pichiomycetes, Serinales, Debaryomycetaceae. The transcript has a single exon. Gene Ontology annotation, cellular component: proteasome regulatory particle. Gene Ontology annotation, molecular function: protein binding. Gene Ontology annotation, biological process: proteasome-mediated ubiquitin-dependent protein catabolic process.
AUGGAGUAUUUUGAAUCAGAUGUUCCUAAUAUCCCUGAUCACAAGUUAUCAGAAAAGCAAUUUCUUUUGAGCACGAACAUCGAUGCUCGCCACCGAAAGGAAAUCAUGAAUGAAUUGAUUGAAUCGAUCAAAGAAGAAAAUUUAGCUCCGUACUAUAAGUACUUACAAGGUGAAUACAGUGACUUUCCAUUUGAUGAAUCCGUAUAUAAAUCAAUGGUUGAAAAAAAUGAAGAGGAGAUUGCACAAUUAACCCUGAAGAUCAAGGAAGCAGAAGGAGAAGAGGAAACAGAGCUCGAUGCAUUGACUUGUAACGUCAACCUUGCGGAAUAUUAUACCAAAAUAUGUGAUAGACAGAAUGCAGUGACUGCUUAUAAAAAGGCGUUGGAAUUGCCCCAGGGAACCGGAUCGAAAAUUGACAUUUUAUUGUCAUUAGCAAGAAUUGAAUUUUUUUACAGUGACUAUGGGUUGGUAUCCAAGUAUUUGGACCAAGUCAAAACCCAUAUAGAUAAGGGUGGUGACUGGGAACGUCGUAACCGUUAUAAGACGUACCGUGGUAUCUUUUUGAUGGCUACCAGAGACUUUGCUGAGGCUUCUAAAUUAUUGAACGAUUCGUUAGCCACCUUCACAUCGACCGAAAUCUGCAGUUACGAGCAACUUGCGCUUUAUGCGGUUGUAUCAGGUGCUGUAGCAUUAGACAGAGGCGACUUGAAAUCGAAGAUAAUCGACUCUCCUGAAAUCUUAUCUAUCUAUUCAUCUGCACCAGAAUUGGAGCCACUCAUCAAUCUUACCAAUUCUUUAUACACAUGUCAAUAUGACUGCUUUUUCCAAUAUUUACUCGAAUCGUACGAUAAGUUAUUGCUUUCGUGCAAGUAUUUGAACCAGCAUGCCAAUUAUAUCUUACGUGAAAUGAGAUGCAAAGCAUAUGGUCAAUUAUUGGAAAGUUACAAAUCCUUAUCUUUGAAAUCUAUGGCACGUAAUUUCAACAUCAGCGAGGAAUUCUUGGAUCAAGAUUUAUGCAAAUUCAUCCCAAAUAAAAAGUUGAAUUGUACCAUCGAUAAGGUCAACGGAAUCAUCGAAACAAACAGACCCGAUAACAAAAACAAUCAAUAUCACUUGUUAAUCAAGCAAGGUGAUAACUUGUUAACCAAAUUGCAAAAAUACGGUGCUGCUGUUAAGUUAAGUGGUGCUGAACGUGUUGCGUAA